GGCACUGACUGGCAUCACUGCUGGGCACUGACUGGUGGCACUGACUGGCACAACCCCUGGGCACUGACUCAUGGCACUGACUGGCAGCACUGGUGGGUGGCACUGGUGGGUGGCACUGGUGGGUGGGCACAGGUGGGUGGGCACAGGUGGGUGGCACUGCUGGGCACAGGUGGGUGGCACUUCUGGGCACAGGUGUGUGACACUGCAGAGUGGCACAGGUGGGUGCACUGCUGGGCACAGGUGGGUGCACUGCUGGGCACAGGUGGGCGGAGCUUGCGGGUGGCACUGCUGGGCACCGAUCAUCAGGGCACUGAUCAUCAGUGCCCUGAUGAUCGGUGCCGAUCCCUGCUCUGACAACUGCCGGUUCUCGGCAGUACUUUCCUCACGAUCUGACAGCGUGAGGAAAGUGCAGCCGAGAACCGGCACUUGC
This is a messenger RNA of Staurois parvus, 430 nucleotides long. The record is from the annotation of a GenBank genome assembly. NCBI's taxonomy places the organism in Eukaryota, Metazoa, Chordata, Amphibia, Anura, Ranidae.